This is a messenger RNA of Lutra lutra (Eurasian river otter), 2283 nucleotides long. It is a transcript of the gene CTXN3, whose product is annotated as cortexin 3. NCBI's taxonomy places the organism in Eukaryota, Metazoa, Chordata, Mammalia, Carnivora, Mustelidae. The record is from RefSeq and is a predicted model, not a curated record. The transcript has 2 exons. Bases 364 to 609 code for a protein of 81 amino acids.
GAGCAGGAAGUACCCCAUCCCUCUGGUGCAGGGAGAGACGGAGGCCCCACUGAGGAGGUGGCACUUGGUGCGAACCCUGAGGGAGGGAGUGAAACCCACAGGCGGGAGUAGAGCGAGGAGGAGGGCAUCAGGCAGAGAGCACUAUGACUAAAAGCUCAGAGGUGGGAAACCUGGAGGGGUUUGAGGAACAGCUCGUGUUAGGUAGAGCUGCUGCGCAGACCCAGUGAGGACGGCCUCCUCAGGUGUCUGCAGACUCCAUCCCACAUAAUUCAGCAUCUCCACGGGGCAGCCACCAUGAUCUCAGCAGACUGAUGAUGGGAGAAAAGGAAACUGGGAGAGCCCAUUCUUCUGCUUCUCUGGACGAUGGAUGGAGGACAGCCUGUCCCUUCACCCCUAGUGCCCCUUGAGAACGCAUCAGCAGAUUCUAGCAUGUCUCUGGAGCAAAAAACCACAUUUGUGUUUGUGAUUUUGUUGUUCAUUUUCUUGGGCAUCCUCAUUGUCAGGUGCUUCCGGAUCCUUCUGGACCCAUAUCGGAGCAUGCCGACCUCAACCUGGGCUGAUGGACUUGAAGGGCUGGAGAAGGGGCAGUUUGACCAUGCCCUUGCUUAGCAGAGGGGAGGCAGGAUUCCCCUCCUGAAAGGGGGAAGUGUGGCAUGUCUUGGUAAGAAAUUCUCUUUAGUCAAUGUUCUCAACAAACUAAGUUUUAACAGCACCUUGUCCUAGACCUCCCUCAUUUAUUAAACAUGCUGUUCAGUUAAAAGCAUUUGAAGGAUAUUGGAGAUGAAGGUUUAUAACACUCUCCUAAAAUAGGAAGCCUUGGAUUUCCAUGUUGACUCAGUGAAUGAAUACUGCUGAACGUGUGCGAUGGUGAAAGCAAGAGCAUCAGCACUGACACAAAUUUUGCCAUAAAAUGAAGCCCUCUCCCACCCAACCAGAGAUUGAAGAAUGGAAAGGAUCUGAAGCAAAUCUGGUCACAGCACCAUGAAGAGGCUUUCUUGUUCUGACUGUGUCUCUCAGUUGGCUUAUUUACAUGGGAAUCUGGGUUCUGGGCAGAGAGACUGGGUUGAGUGAACCUGGGGGAGCCUUGGGAAGCCAGGGGGUGGGGGGCGCUUAGCACAGAUGGUUCUAUCCCUGGAAAAGAUGAGUGAUGUCGAUCUCAUUUUAUUUCUCAAGUACAACUGAAUUCAGAGGCUUACGGAGAUUUGCAAAACCUACACCAGGCCAAGUACAUUCUAGGUAUUCAUAUUAAUUAGUAGUGUAGAGGUAGCUAUACAUAACCUGAAUUGACUUUCUUGACGCAAGUGAUUAAAGUAAUGGGUUGUGAGUGCAGCUAUGAGUUGUUGUUUUUGUGUGUGUGUGUGUGUGUGUGUGUUUAAUAAAAAGUUAAUUGUUUAGAAGAGAAGACUGUCACAGUCUUAAGAGGAAUGUAUGUUUGUGACAGAAUAGAGAAGCCAAAUAAAACUUCUCAAGAAACGGUAGUGUCUUCUCUCCUGUUUCACUGAGACGAGUGCCUCGGUGGCCGCGUGUGAUGCUGAGCGCGGGGGACGAGCCAUGUUCGAGAGACAGAAAAAGCUGCAAGGUCAUCGAGUUCAUCCCUCUCCCAUUUCAGAAAGGGCUCCCACACAUUGUCCUGUACACGUACAACCUAUUCUAAGCACUAUUUAAGACCACUGAAAGAGAGCUGUGAACACCUCUUAUUCCAACUUCUCUUGGUAGGAAAACCUUGUGUCUAAACUAAGCCCCUGAGUCCAUAUUUAUAAUCUCUGUCUUCUAAUUUUCUCCUCAGCUAGCCAUCCUAUUUUUUUAAUUAAUUAAAAAAGUUCAAAAAGUCAACUAUGCCUGAAAAAGCAGCCCUUAGUAAAAUUGUUUCCUUGUCUUUUUUUUUUUUUUAAACAUUCUUCGGAGGGCCUCCUGUUCGGAUUUUCCCAUCUCCCCAUGUUCCCCUUGACUUCGUUUUUAAAUUUUUAAAAAUUAAUUAAUUUUUAAAAAAUAACUUCUACACCCAAUGUAGGACUUGAACUCACAACCCCAAGAUCAAGAGUUAUACACUCUUCCAACUGAGUGGGCUAGGCAUCCCUCUUGACCUUUUUAUUAAAAAAAAUAAAUAAAAGCUUUAUUGAAACAUAAUUCACAUACCACAAAAUUCACACUUUGAAAGUGUACAAUUCAGCAGCUUUUAGUACUUUUCCAGAAUUGUAUGACCAUCACCACUGCCUAAUUCUACAAUUCUAUACCCAUUAGUAGCAAUUUCCCAACCCCUUUUUUCCAGCCCCUGGCAACCUU